GAUCUCACUGUGCUUCUGUUAUGGCAGUCGUUGUGUGUAUAAUCUGAUGUGCAGAUGUGGAUGUUGUUAACUCUCUGUCUUUCUUCUUCAUCAGUGGUCUGCUGUGUGGCCUUUUACCUGUGGCAGGAGCAGUUGUGUUUCGCCGGUUGGACCUUUGCGCUCUUGUUGCCCGGGUCACUGGUGCAGGUGUUGAGCUUCAGGUGGUACAGAGCCGACGGAGACACACACACGUGCCACAACUUCAUCAUACACACACUCCAUCUGGGCAUCUUCAAAAGGCUGUCUGCAGUGGCUCUGUGCAGUGGUGUGUGUCUGCUGUCUCUGUCGUGGGCGCUGGUGCUCUACAGUCGGGCCUGUUGUCUGAUUCGUCCUGGGCAUUUGCAGAUGCCGCCGGCGGCUCUCCUCAGCCAGCUGCUGUGGAGAACGGGCAUGUUAGCGGCCCGCUUCACCAGCCUCGCCCUGUUCACCCGCACCUUCGGCUGCUGGCUCAUCGGGGUCAUCGCGUCUCAUUGGCUGAUGGCAGCGCUGUGGUUGGUCUCCCAACAGACGGACAUAUAUGUAGGCCAAUGGUCAUGGCGGGUGUUUAACUUCAUUCUGGGAGGCGUUCAUGUGUUUCUGUUCCUCAAUGUGAAGGACGGUCCGUCCCGCUUCCGGAUGGCAGGAUUCUACACGGUGAUGCUGUUGGAAAAUGCUACACUGCUAUUGGCUGCGUCUGAAAUUCUGAUUGAUGCAUCAUGGGAUAGCCUGACCAUCCCCACUGCUGUCCUGUGCAGCUUCCUGCUUGGUCUGACGUCUCUAAUAUUAUACUACCGCUUCCUGCAUCCCAAGUCCACUGAAAUCUCUCAGGGUCUGCAUCAGCGCGCGCACAUGGGCCGCGAGUGUCUCCAGCAGGCCGACUCCUCCUUCUCUCUGGGAGACAAACAUCUUCCUCCGGCAGCUCUUCCGGUCCUCUUCCGUUCCUCCCACCCUUCCUUCUCUCUCUCCGGGAUCCCAGGAUCACUUCUGGAGCAUCCCGGCAGCUGCGGCGUCAAGCCAGACGGAGAGUGUCGGCACCAUCACUGGCUGCUCAUCCGUCUGGCAUUAAAAACAGGAGACCCGGUGAAAAUCAACAGCGCUUACGGGGCAGGAGGAGUGUCUGGGAUAUUAGCGGUGGAUCAGAAAGCGGAAAUGAUUGACGAUGGGUGCAUUUCCGCAUCCGAGAGCCGGGACGAUACGAUGGCGCCGCUGUCCGACUGCAGGGAAGAGUUCGAGAGCAUGAGCGAAGCUAAAGACGACGAUGAUGAAGAUGACAGUCUGGAAAUGGAGAGUCCUUUAGAGUCGCCGGUUACUUUAUCAGACUGUAAACGCAGCUCGCCCGAGGGGAAGUCUGUUUUCGGGGACAGUCCGGAACCUAAUUAUUGCCCCACAGAAUCCAGCUCUACGUUAUACUUCAGUGCCGACCCGCAAUCCCCGAGCAGCUCCAGUAAUCCGCGUUUGGAUCGAGAAACGCCGUUCAGUUUCGGGUCUGGAACUGGACUGGAGACUCUGGAUGAGCUGAGCCCGAUUUCUACAGAUGGCGGCCUGCACAGGGAUCUGGUCAGAGGGCUUCUGGGCCGGGCGGGUCCCUGUUACACUUCCGCACCAGGGUUAAAUGGAGAGGCUUCGGGAUACUCCUCAGGGGCCCUCGCAGGCAGGUGGUUUUGUCCCGUAGGGGUCCUGAAGAUGACGUUGGAUUUUAAGGGGAUAGUUCACCCCAAAAAUUUAAAUGUAUUAUUUAUUUA
Danio rerio (zebrafish) is the source of this 1760-nucleotide messenger RNA. RefSeq names its product XK related 5a (gene xkr5a). The record is from RefSeq and is marked validated. Gene Ontology annotation, cellular component: plasma membrane; membrane. NCBI's taxonomy places the organism in Eukaryota, Metazoa, Chordata, Actinopteri, Cypriniformes, Danionidae.